Trichoderma harzianum CBS 226.95 is the source of this 3333-nucleotide messenger RNA. RefSeq lists its product as hypothetical. The record is from RefSeq and is a predicted model, not a curated record. Bases 1 to 3333 code for a protein of 1110 amino acids. The transcript is spliced from 2 exons. NCBI's taxonomy places the organism in Eukaryota, Fungi, Ascomycota, Sordariomycetes, Hypocreales, Hypocreaceae. Gene Ontology annotation, cellular component: cytoplasm. Gene Ontology annotation, biological process: tRNA methylation. Gene Ontology annotation, molecular function: protein binding.
AUGGUUCAUGCUAUAAACCAAUUCAGAUUAAAACGGGAUCUUUCCCAUGUCCCCAUCACAGCUCUCGCUUUAUAUCGCGCCCCAUCCGGAAAACUCUUCGUCUUAGCCGGCGAGGACUCUGACCUCGCUGUCUACGAGGCGAAACAUGGGCAGCACAAGGGCCGCCUCGUCUCUCGGACAAGCGUAUUUACGGAUCAGCCCAUUCAUGGGAUUCAUGUGCGGCAUGGGCGGGUUCUCGCAUGGGGGUUUUGCCAUAUAGCUAUCCUACCUGUUGACGCUCUCACUGAGAAGCAUGAUCCGGCGCUUGUGAUAUCCAGGGCGACGGCUCCUGAUUGGAUAUUUCAUGGAGCUUUUUCAGACACGGAUCCUUCUGUCGCCGUUCUAGCUACGGCUCACAAUGAAGUUAUCCCCUUGAAAUACUCUCCCGUUGCCGGAGAGAUUAUCCUCAGCGCCCCCAUUGCGCCUUCAAGACCAAUGCUCUACUCUGCUCAUCUUACUUGGAUAUCAAAUGAUACCAUUCUAGUAGCCGGUGGGACUGUCUUUGGGCAUGUCGUUGUGUGGAAAUGCCGGCUGGAAGAAGGCGGUAAUGGGAUAACUGAAACGUUAUUCAACUUUGAAGGCCAUGAGGGCUCCAUCUUCGGCGUGGACAUUUGUACAAUCACACUUUCAGACGGCAGCACGGUACGGAUACUUGCCAGCUGUAGUGACGAUAGAACGAUCCGGGUUUGGGAUAUUACGGAGCGAGGAGAGAAUAGUGUCCAUUCUCGUGCGUCUCAGACCACCAAGGUGAUCAACACUGGCUUCGGCGGUAACGACAUCAAUGACGGCGAUGGUACCCAAGACUCUAGCAAAGGGAGUGCUCCUGUUGCCGCUGCCAUGGGCCACGCAUCGCGCAUAUGGGGAGUUAAAUUUGGCACAUCGUGCGGAGAGAAUGCUUUGUCUAUUUACUCCUUUGGGGAAGAUGCAACAGCGCAGAGAUGGCGUCUCCAGAUUAGCCACGCCGCGUCGACUGGAGAGGCUGAUCUCAGCGCAAGUCCCCUGACAGGAAAGCUGUCUCAUGGUAAAACAUUCUCCCUGCAUACUGGGAAGCACCUGUGGUCAAGAGCCACGCUGCUUGAAGACAAGGCUGUGCUCGUUGCCACCGGCGGCGCCGAUAGCCAAAUCUGUCUCAUCGAAGAGUCCACCUUACUCGACGAACGACGGGGUAGUCUUGACGGAUCGUUGACUCUGGACACUAAAGACAUUCUCAAAGGUCUCAUCGACCCAUCAGCGUCAGCUAUACCGUCAAAGGAGAUUAUUAGUCGCUACGAUUUUCUCUCUCAUGACCAUAUCCUCGUCACCACCAGCUUCGGAAGGCUUAUUUUAGGCCACUUCAAGGAUGCUCAGAUUGAACCAGAAUGGGAGCAGGUCGAAGUUGCUGAAGAGCUACGAGGGGACAUGAAACUAUGCUAUGUUGUAAAAAGCAUUGCGACUACAGCAGCUCUAUUGGGCACAUCAAGUGGGAACAUUUAUCAUUUUGAUAUUUCCUCACGGAGAACCAAACUAGUUGACUCCAUGCCAGGCAAGAUCAUCGAAAUGAACUGUCUGUCAAACAAAAGCAGGGAUGAGUCGGACAAUCCUCUGGCUGAGGUGCUGGUCUUCCUUCAUGGAAGGGCAGAAUCUCACUACCUUGCAAUCGAUGUCUCUACGGGGGAUCUACGCAGUCAAGGGCUGGCCAAAGGGCUCGAUCCUAGGUUCGUCCCUACAGCGGCUGGGAAAAUGAAUGACUUGCUCUUCAUCGGCUCUCGGCACGGUUUUCUGUCCAUCCUUGAGCGGAAAGAGGAUGGAUCGUACUACCCAAUCCUAGACAUCUCGACUCGAAGCCGUGAUGCCAUUACGGUCAUUCUCCCACUCCCUCCGAAAUCAGGCUCACAACAGGCCUCUCGCUAUAUCCUCGUCGCAAGCCGCGAUGGAAAGUACAGGAUAUACGAAUUAGACCAGCACCAAGGGUCUACUCUUCUUCAUCUGCGACACGAAACCUCACCACCGUUCGGACCCCUGAUUGCUGGUGCGUGGUUUACCCAAGACAAGGUGCCUGAGCUUGUAUUAUACGGCUUUAGAAGCAAGGAUUUUGUCAUUUGGAAUGAGACACGCCGUGAAGAAUUGGCCACUAUCGAGUGUGGUGGAGCUCAUCGCACGUUCCAGCUAACAUACAACGAGUCAAUACCUGGUCGGUAUCGUUUCGCUUAUACUAAGACUUCCAAGCUCUCCAUCUCUUCAUCAAACCGCAUGGCGCACGAAUGGGUAAAGGCUGGGAUUCACGGAAGGGAGAUUCGAUCACUCAGUUCCAAUGGUCGUUUGAUUGCCACGGGUGCUGAGGAUACGACUAUUCGGAUAUGGGAGUAUCAGCCUGUAAGAGAAAGUGCAGAAGCAGAGCUGCGGUGCGUGGCAUCCAUGAAGACGCACAUCACGGGCCUCCAAAAGCUUGUUUGGCUGGGAGAUGACUACCUGUUCAGCAGCGCUGGCAAUGAAGAGUUCUUUGUAUGGAAGGUGCAGAACCUGGAGUCCGAUUACAAGGGCCUGGCCGUAGUCUGCGAGGGCGUCUUCACCGACAAGAGCGCGGAUGCCGAUCUCCGUAUCAUGGAUUUUGACGUCUGUCGAUCUGAUGAUGGAUGCGGCAUCGUGGUGACAAUGGGGUUCUCGAACUCGGUGUUAAAGACGUAUCGCUACACAAGCGACGGUGGCCGAUUCGAACUCCUUGCCAAGGGAACUUACACAGGAGCAUGUCUCACUCAAACGCGCCAUCUCAGCAUGCGCGAUCAGCUGCCACUACUCCUCACAGCAUCCACAGAUGGCCAUCUUGCCCUAUGGCGGAGCGAGCCAGACGAAGGGACGCAGCGCAAAUAUGUUCUAACCCAGGUGGUGCCGUUGCACCAAAACAGCAUCAAAAGCCUAGACAUGAUGGAAUCAGGAGAAGGGUAUCAAGUCUUUACUGGAGGCGACGACAACAGCGUAGGAGUAACAUUGCUCGGUCGGACCUCGGGCAGCACAGACGAUGCAAGCUGGACCUUCUCAAAGCGAAGCAUCGUUCGCAACGCUCACGCGGCAGCUAUUGCAGGCGUGCUACUAGUUCGUCGACGCACAGGAGUCGUGGGAAUCAGUGUCAGCAACGAUCAGCGCGUGAAGCUGUGGAGAAUCCCCAGCAGCGGAGAUUGGAAUGUUGAGCUCAUCAGGGGAGAGUGUAUCGGCGUGGCAGAUGCUGGAGAUAUCGCAGCCGUUGGCGGGUUGGAAAACGACGGCCCGGCGACUGUAGUAUUCGCGGGUGUAGGGCUUGAGGCUUGGAGCCUGGAGUGA